Molecule: messenger RNA, 1542 nt
Organism: Ahaetulla prasina
Lineage: Eukaryota; Metazoa; Chordata; Lepidosauria; Squamata; Colubridae
Gene: SAMD10
Product: sterile alpha motif domain containing 10
Exons: 5
Biological process (GO): cell surface receptor protein tyrosine kinase signaling pathway
Cellular component (GO): cytoplasmic side of plasma membrane
Molecular function (GO): protein binding
Source: RefSeq, a predicted model, not a curated record
AGAGCCACCCCAGUCUACUCAGCCCCGAGGACGCCCGCCGAGCGCGAUCCUCUACCCAGCCCACCCCCGAAGGCGGCCGCAGAGCGCAGCGCGACCCGGGCUCGUUGCAAAGGGCGGAAGAGACGCAGCAGAUCGUCGAAAGCAGCCGGGCGAGAAGAGGAGGCGGAGGCCGCGGUGGCUGCGACUCACUUUGGCUUCUGCCCGAACCUUUUGGAGCACACCGUAUCGGCCGAGAAUCUCAGUUACCGCCUGCAGAGGAAUUCAGGCGGCAACCUCACCUGGCAUGAUGGGCGAAGCCAGAGGACAGCCGGAGGGAGACCCGUCAAGCUCCUUCAGCAACCGGGGACCGAGAACUCCCAGAGCCGGACUUAUGAACACUAUGGGAUCUACCACACCAGCCCUACCUUAGGGAGCCUUACCAAGCCAGUGGUGCUAUGGACCCAGCAGGAUGUGUGCAAAUGGCUGAAGAAGCAUUGCCCGCACAAUUAUCUCAUCUACGUGGAGGCCUUCUCACAUCACGCUAUCACAGGUCGGGCCCUCUUGCGGUUGAACGGGGAGAAGCUGCAGCGCAUGGGGAUUAUCCAGGAGUCUCAGCGACAGGAAGUGCUCCAACAGGUGCUGCAGCUUCAGGUGCGGGAGGAAGUCCGCAAUUUACAGCUUCUCAGUCAAGCAUCGAUCUCCUUCUUCAAAGUUCUUUGGCCGCCCAGCUCGGAAAGCUCACCGGAUGGAGCUGUGCGUCACCAGGAGAAAUACGAUAGUGGACUUCGUUUCCCAGAAUUCCUCAGGCCGCAGGCCCUUGCAGGGAACCCUGGGAGUUGAAAUCGAUACUCGUCGGGCCAAUCCUCCAGGUUGGGAAAGCUGCCCCAGGACCUCGGACAGCUCCUGUUAACUUCCUUGGCCAAGUACAUUUAGUCCUCGACUUACAACACUUCGUUUAGUGACCAAGUUGCAACGGCCCUGAAAAAAAAGGGACUUAACGACUGUUGUUCACACUUACGACCGUUGCAGCAUUCCCCGCGGUCACAUGAUUUACAUCCGGCUACUUAGCAACCGACUCGUAUUUACGACGGUUGCAAUUUCCCGGGGUCACGUGAUCCCCUUUUGCGACCUUCUGACAAGCUGGAAGCCAGAUCCGCUUAACAACGUAUUGUUACCUAAUUUAACAAUGUGCGGCGAUUUACUGAACAGCCGUGGCAAGAAAAGCCGUACAACGGGGGCAAAAAUGCUCGCUGAAUAAAAUUCCCCCGCUUAAUGCAACGUACGUUCCUGGCUCCAUUGUGGUUGUAAGUCGAGGACUACCUGUACCCCAUUCCUGCAGGAAUGGCCGGCCAGAGGAACAUUUAUCCCAUGGCUGACCCGUCGUUUUGCUUCCAGCACAUGAUGCUCUGCCCCCUAAUGUUGCAAGGAAUAUGGUGCCCACACCCCCUACCCUUCGUGUGUCUCUUUCGCAUGCCUUGGUCUGUCGCUGCAGCUUCUUCUGUACUUAUUCCUUCUGUUCUUCUUUUUUCCUCCUUAACCCCCCCACCCCCACCCCUGUCUCCC